Messenger RNA from Solanum tuberosum (potato), 2472 nucleotides. RefSeq names its product scopoletin glucosyltransferase-like. Gene Ontology annotation, molecular function: UDP-glucosyltransferase activity. Bases 989 to 2452 code for a protein of 487 amino acids. The transcript is spliced from 2 exons. The record is from RefSeq and is a predicted model, not a curated record. NCBI's taxonomy places the organism in Eukaryota, Viridiplantae, Streptophyta, Magnoliopsida, Solanales, Solanaceae.
GAAGAACAGGAAAAAAAGGAAAUAACAUGUUAUGUUUCAAGCAAUCUUUUCCUCAGUCUCCACUUAUGGGACUACACUGGGUGCAUUCUACAAUCAGCAACUGAAAGAUUGUUAGCACAAAAGAACACCGCGAGUAAAAACUGAAAUAAUUAAUGGACCAACCGCGCUGAAAAAAUGACAGUAUGCAUGUCACACACAGAGACUGUAUUCAUCGUCAAAACAUAAAGAAGUGCACACCAAAUUAGCCACAGGCCACUAUGCAGUGCUGCAUAAUUAUAUAGUUCGGAAGGCACAAAUAUCAAACAAGAGCUGUGAUAUUUUUGUGCUUAAACUAUGACAACGGCAUAAGUGUACAAGUAAAGGUAAUGUUAUCUAUUCAGUAACGCUUACCACUCUGCAGUACACAUUGUUUUUGGUACUCAUGCUACACCUACUACAGAGUGAUUGAAUUUGUGUUUCUUAAUUUACUCAUGAAAAGCAACAUUAUUUCAACUACUCACUUUAAACGUUCGAUCCCUACCUCACUUUGUAGGACCACAUGUUCAUUCUGUCCCAAUUUAGACACACUUUUCCUUUUAGUCAGUCCCAACAAGAAUGACACAUUUCUAUAUUUAGUAACAAUUGGGGUGAUUUACGACCACACAAACAUCUAUUACACAUUUACUUUUUUAAACUUUGUAUCAAAUCAAACAACAUCACAUAAAUUGAAACAGAGGAAAUAGUAUUUUGAGGCCCACAUCUCCCUUUCAUAACUUUUCUGCAGAAAGAUAACACAGGAGAACCAUUCAAUGUAUUGAUUGAACAUAACAACUAGUCCAAAAUAAGAUUUGUUAAAGAAACAUACCGUGCAUUUUAAUGUUUUUCUCAUGAUCUAUAAAAACAAAACAUGAUUUUUUAGGCUAUCUAUGUUAUGUCUGAAUCUAAUGUAAGGUUAGUAACAUUUUCAGUUGUUUCUCACUCUACUUCUCCCAUUCUUAGGUAAGCACUAAUGGCACAAGAAAAUAGUGAACUCCAUGUAGUUUUUGUUCCAUACUUUACACCAAGUCAUAUGAUCCCCUUAGUUGAUAUAGCUAGACUUUUUGCUAGCCAUGGAGUCAAAGUUACCAUUAUAACCACACACUAUAAUGCCCUCCUUUUCGAGUCCUCUAUCAAGGAUUCUGGCAACCAGAUCUUCAUCCACAAACUCAAGUUCCCAUCUGAUGAAGUAGGCUUACCAGAAGGGAUCGAAAACUUCACUGCAGUCACUGCCUCAGAAAUGGCUAUGUUAUUUAUGGGAAUUGCUUUGCUUCAGAAACCAAUCGAAGAUCUUAUUGUUGAGCUUCGUCCUCAUUGCAUUAUUUCAGAUGUGUGCCUUACAUGGACGGUGGACGUAGCUGAGCAACUGAAGAUACCUAGAGUUACAUUUUAUCCACAUAAUCUUAUGUACCACUGUGUUGAACAUUGUUUGAACGUGCAUACGCCUCAUGAGAAGGUAAGUUCGGAUUCAGAAAGUUUCUUGAUUCCAGGUUUACCAGAUCAGAUUGAAAUGAAAAGAUCUCAAUUGCCAGAGGGUAUUAAAACCAAACCUGAAGGACCAUACUGGGAAAUGAUGAAGAGAAUUAAAGAAUCAGAACCUCGAAGCUAUGCCGUGAUUCAUGACACUAUCUAUGACCUGGAGUCUACUUACGCUGAGCUUUACAAGGAAAUCAAAGGUAAAAAACCAUGGUUGAUUGGUCCUUUGUUUCACUUUUCAAAGAGAGAAGAAGCAAGCAAUUCAAGGAACACUUCAGUUCAAGAGCGACACAGCUGCCUAAGUUGGCUUGAUUCUCAAGAACCAAGCUCUGUUGUGUACAUUUGUUUCGGAAGUAUGGGCAGGUUUUCUGAUGCUCAGCUCUAUGAAAUUGCCUUGGCUCUUGAGGCCUCGAAUUCAUCGUUUCUUUGGGUGGUAAAGAAGGGAGACAAACCCCAAGAAAAUGAGCAAGAAAGCUGGAUGCCUACUAGCUUUAAGGAAAAAAUGCUUACAAACAAGAAAGGUUUGAUAGUCAGAGGAUGGGUGCCACAGCUGAAGAUCUUGAACCAUCCAGCAACUGGAGCGUUCAUGACUCAUUGUGGCUGGAACUCCACCCUGGAAUCUCUUACAGUCGGAGUGCCAAUGCUGACAUGGCCCUUAUUCGCGGAGCAGUUCUACAAUGAGAAGCUGGUGGAGGUUCUUGGAUGUGGGGUUAGAGUUGGGGCAGAGGUGUGCCACAGUACUUUUGACAUCACGGAUACAAUUGUCAACAAGGAGAAGAUAGAGGCGAGUGUGAAAAUGUUGAUGAACACCUCCAAGGAAAGUGAAAAGAUCAGAAGCAGAGCAAAAGAUGUCGAAACAAUGAUUAAGAGGGCUGUGGAAAAAGGAGGCUCUUCUUAUAAUCAUCUAACUGCACUAAUAGAGGAGCUCAAAUGCCAUGUUUUUGGCACCUUGGAAGUGUAAUUGAAAAUUCAAUGCACUAA